Messenger RNA from Pelmatolapia mariae (spotted tilapia), 423 nucleotides. It is a transcript of the gene pmch, whose product is annotated as pro-melanin-concentrating hormone. NCBI's taxonomy places the organism in Eukaryota, Metazoa, Chordata, Actinopteri, Cichliformes, Cichlidae. The record is from RefSeq and is a predicted model, not a curated record. Bases 1 to 423 code for a protein of 140 amino acids. The transcript is spliced from 3 exons. Gene Ontology annotation, biological process: behavior; chemical synaptic transmission. Gene Ontology annotation, molecular function: type 1 melanin-concentrating hormone receptor binding; melanin-concentrating hormone activity.
AUGAUCUCUGUCUACUCUGUCUUCUUAACUCUGCUGCUUUUCACUGAGCUGAGCAGCCACUCAGUCACCGUAGCCAUGCCUGCAACUAAUGCAGAGGAUGGUACAACAGAAGAACACGGCCUGGGUUUGAUACUGGGUGACGAGUCGAUCUCUGAGCCCGCUGUGAUCCCACCGGUGUUCAGGCAGCGCCGAAUCAGGGAUGAAGAUGGGAACCCAACAAUCAUCAUCUCGGAUGCAAGGCUGAAAGGGCACAGUGUUCGAGGGCUGAACCCGGCCUUCACUCGGAGCCUUCCUCUACUCGCAGAUCGAAGCCUGAGCCACACUCCUGCCGAGUACAGCGUGAAGAUAGAUCGCAGAGAUACCGACCUUGACAUGCUGCGAUGUAUGAUUGGAAGAGUGUACCGGCCCUGCUGGGAAGCAUGA